GGGCCGGGCAGGGAUGGCGGCGGCGCCCUCAGGGCCGGCGUAGGGGCCGCCCCGCCGGGCCCAGCGCUGCCCGCUCGCACGGGCCAUGGCGCGGCCCGCGGCCGCCUACGAGGCGGCGGUGCCGGCCCGCCCUGCCUGCACCUACACCAGCUGCUACUGCGAAGAAAAUGUUUGGAAGCUUUGUGACUACAUCAGGAGUCAGGAUCGAUACCCCUUAGAAGAGUUUUACGCUGUUUUCAUAUCCAAUGACAGGAGGAUGAUUCCCCUCUGGAAGCAGAAAUCUGGACAUGGAGAUGAGCCCGUUGUCUGGGACUACCAUGUUAUUCUACUUCAUGUUUCCAGCGGGGAGCAGAACUUCAUUUAUGAUCUUGACACAGUGUUGCCAUUUCCAUGUCCUUUUGAUGUGUACAGCGUGGAGGCCUUUCGGCUGGAUGACAGCCUUCGUCCAGAAUUUCACAGAAAAAUCAGAAUGAUUCGAGCAGAUUUGUACUUGAAGACGUUUGCUUCAGACAGAUCUCAUAUGAAGGAUGCAAAUGGGAAAUGGCAGAAACCUCCUCCUCCAUACCCUUGCAUUGAAACUGCAGCUCGCAGGUCCCAUUCUGGCAGAGCAGAUUAUGCUGCCAGGAGGAAGUUUUCGGGCUCUGCUCAGCACGAUGGCUUUGCCUGGAUGAGAUGUUUGAGAUUUCUGUACCAGGUGAAUGGACCUGAGGAUUGCUUUAAGGCACGCUGGCAAGUUGGCAAGUUUUUCCAUAAGCCUCUUUUGGGUGGUAGUCUAGCUAAUGGCCUCUGGGCCAGGCAGAGAGAGAGGUAAAGAUCUAUUGCCAUCUAUUCUAUAGAACUGCUUAAACCAUUCUUAUCACACAGCACUUGAGCUUAUUCUAAUCAUGUGCUUGGCAAGCUGACUAACAUUUGGCACGUGCUUGUUUGUUCUCUCAUUUUCUUCCAGGGAAAGCGCGGUGUAGUUUUGCUUUGGAAGAGUUUUCAUGUUACCCCUCUGCAUGUUUGGUUUUGCCACUUUUUUAAUAAUGCAGUACUGCUACAUGCUUAUAUUAGAGAAGGCAGAGGCAAAGAAACGUAUUUUGUGUUUAGGUCUGAGUGUAUUGCAGUUUUAAGUUGCUGAGAAGUUAACUCUCAGUCUUUACUUUGGCUUCUAGGGAAGCUUGAUGUUGCACACGAGAGUAGAAAUGAACUGUGAGAGUGAGCAGGAGCACAGUCUUAGUUAUGAAAUUUCAGGUGUUUUCUUGACAAUCCAGUCUAUGAUGUGCCUUAAAUUCUAGGUCUUGGUUGUUAUGUUCAGUAGAGUUUUAUGCAAAGGUGGUGUAGGGAGCGUAGAAUGCCUGAACUACAGUGGAUGGUUCACUGUUAGCUGAAGCCUCCUAGGGGCUGAGAACUUUUUGCCUGUGGAAACGUUGUUGUGAUAAUUGAGAGAUAAUGAAAGUGUGAGAAAUAUAGGUGAGGACAGGCCCGGAAAGUGAAAAAGUUCUACUGAAAUCGAAAGAGUAAAAGCCAUUUACUGGUAGAUAGUAAGUUACAGAAUGACUCAAACAGUUGCAGAUGUGUACAUGUACCUGUAGCUCGAGUGAAUGACUCCAUAGUUGCAAACCCUGUAACUCUUGCUCUUUCCUGUCUUGUUUGGCUGAGCUUUAUCUCACUGAGGAGCAGCAGCCACAGGUCUCAGCCAACCUCCAGACUGUCUCUGUGAUGCUGCUAGAUAGUGAAAGAUACAUAGCUCUUCCUUUCUCUUAUGUGUUAGUUCUUUGCUCUGUAUCUUGCCAUGCUGAAGGAAACAUCCAUAGGUCACCCAGUCAAACACCUAAUCAAAACAGAGGUUCCUCAGGGCUCUGUCCAGUGUAGUCUUGAAUACCUCCAGGGAUGGCAAUUCCACCACCUUUCUGGAUAGCCUGUUCCAAUCUUUGAUGACUAUUGUGGUAAAUAAAUAAAAAUUCCUAAUACAUAAUCUGAAUUUCCCAUGUUCCAACCUGCUUUUUUAACUUGUCCUCUUGCCAGGCUCCUCCAAGAAGGCUCUGGCUUCAUCUUCUUCGUAUCCUCUGAUCAGGUAGAUGUAGGCAGCAGUAAUGUUCCCCCUUUGUCUUCUCUUUUUAAGACUAAACAGACCCAGUUCUCUCAGCCUCUCCUUGAAUAUAAUGUUGUCCUGCCCCAAAAAACUUGAUGUUCUUCUUUUGGGCUCACUCCAGUAUGUCCAUGUUUUGGGUUUUUUUUGUACUGAGGAGCUCCAAAUGGACACAGUGUUCCAGCUCUGGGUUCAUAGCCUCUGGUCUCCUGGUCAGGUGGCUGAAAGAAACCUGUUACCCUGCACCCACUGAAGGUGGAAGGUGAUUCACUAGGGAAUUUCAAGGCCUGAGUCAGAACAGGGAUAGAUUGUCCCAUAUUUAGGAUGUCUAGUUCAAGUUGUCUUUCAUUUACUACCAGCUCCUCCCGCUUUAUUUUUUGUCUCCCCUUGGUAUUCACUGGGGAUACCUUAUUAUGGUGUGUGCUUCAAUGUGCACGGUGCUGUAAGUCUGCAAGGAGUCCGGGUUUAACUGCGAUGUCUCAGCACAGUUUUAUCAGGCAUAAAAGUGCCUUAUUUUUAACUUGUUGGAGAAGUGGGUGGUAGACCUUUUGUUAUCAUAGAAGAGCCUGGGGUAUUAAUAUUCAUGUCCGUGCCAAAUUCCAUUGCAGAUAACUGUUUUCUCCCCGCCGUUUCACUUCGAUAGAGUGCUCUGCUUUCCAUGUUGAUUUGUGUUUGUGUAAGAUUAAAUUGCUUGCAUAUUUCACAUUAGAGGUGACUGCGGUUUAAUGGCUGACAGAAUUGACCCAAUAUUGUUUUAAUACCAAUUUAUUUCUGAGGCACAUUUGUAUCAGAGUGGUUUGUUUUGGUUUGGUUUUAUUGCUUUCAUUUAGAGUAGCCAAAUUCCUACUCUCUUGAGAAGAUGUAAGGUUUUUAAAUCACUUCUGUUUCUUAAUGUCUUUUUUGAUGUUUGUGUCAUUUGACCCUGGCUGGUUGCCAGAUGCCCACCAAAGCUUCUCAAUCACUCUCCUCCUCAGCUGGACAAGGGAGAGAAAAUAUAAUGAAAGACUCAUGAGUUGCGAUAAGGAUGGGGAGAGAUUACUCAGUCACUCACUGAUUACUGUCACUGGCAAAACAGACUUGACUUGGAGAAAUUAAUUGAAUUAGUUGAAUCAAAAUCAGAGCCUCAAAAUCUAUACCUCCUCCCUCCCCCCUCAGCACAGGGAGAUGGAAAAUGGGGUUACAGUCAGUUCAUCACAUGUUGUUUCUGCCACUGGUUUUUCUUCAGGAAGAGGAGUCCUUCUCCUGCUCCAUUGUGUAGCCUUUCAGGAGACAGUCCUCCGUGAACUUCUCCAAUGUGAGUCCAUCCCAUGGGCUGCAGUUCUUCACAAACUGCUCCAGCAGGGGUCCCUUUCCACAGGGUGCAUUCCUUCAGGAACAGGCUGCUCCAGUGUGGGGCCACCAUGGGGUCACAAGUCUUGCCAGCAAACCUGCUCCAGCGUGGAGUCCUCUCUCCAUGGGUCUGCAGGUGCUCCAGCACAGGCUUCCCACUGGGUCACAGCCUUCUCUCAGGCAUCCACCUGCGCCAGCGUGAGGCUCCUCCAUGGGCUGCAGGGGCACAGCUGCUUCACCACAGUCUUCACCAUGGGCUGCAGGGGAAUUUCUGCUCCAGUGCCUGGAGGACCACCUCCCCCUCCUCCUUCAAUGACCUUGGUGUCUGCAGAGUUGUUUCUGGCACAGAUUCUCGCUCUGGUCUUCUCUGGCCACAAUUACACCUGUGGAAGAGCUUUUUUUUCCGUCUUAAAUAUAUUAUCCCAGAGGUGCCAGUACCUCAGCCUUCGACGGCAGUGGGUCCAUCCCAGAGCCGGCUGGCACUGGCUCUGUAGGACCUGGGGGAAACUUCUGGCAACUUCUCAGAGAAGCCACCGAUGUAGCCCUCCCGCUUCCAGAACUUUUGGAAUUGAAUUGAGGAACCUCUGUCAGUGACCAAUUAAGCACUUUUCCUACUACUAACUCAAAGGGAUUAAAUCUUAAAACUGUAUUUGUCCCGCUCAUGGGGUUGCAAAAUUUGUUUAAAAACAUUUUUUAAACACAAACAACCCCAGUCCAACCAAUGAACGGAAGAAACCCUCCCUCAAACUCCUCAGUAUCUCCUCAGAACUCACAUGCUAAGCAUUAGCCUUUUGGAACUGGCUCUGCUCUAGCCAUUUCCCAGAGCUAGGCCUCUCUAUUUAUUACUGGUAUUGCUCUGGCCUCUGUUCUGCUCUGUUGCCAUGUGUGCCAGGAGAAGCUGGCUAACCUAACUGGGUGCUUGGUGCUUUCUCACCCUGCCCUGUCCUCAAAGCAGCUCUGCUGCAAUAAUCAUACCUGAGCUGCAGCAGAUUCCCCCCAUCCCACCUGAUUGCAGUGACCUCCUGUUGAAAGAAAACAGGGUAUUUUGUUCAAAUAGUGAAAAUUAAGAAAAUGUGAUUUGGUGCACAGAUUCAUUAUUCCAGGGCUGAUGAGCCCAGCCUGGGGUUUUCUUUUAAAUCUUCUUUCUGCAAAUUAAUGAGGUCUGAUUCUGCUUAGUUUAUGAGUCGUGAUGAGAUCAGCCCUCCUUACUGCAAGCCCGUGUAAAAUACAGCCUGCACAGUGCAUUUCAGAAUUACUCAGAACAGAUGGCCGUCAGCUUACAGACAACUGUUAGCAGCAGCUCUAGCACUGAAAAGCAUUGGUUUGAGUUUCAGCUCUCCCAAGGUGUUUGGUAGCACACUCACAGGAUUGAUUUAUAAAGACUUUUUGUUCUUUAUAUUAUUAUUAAAAUCCCUGGUAGUCAAUAAUGAUGGGGUUUUACUUCGGUUGGGUUUUUUUGUGGGUAGGACAGCUGAGAAAUUCUGGAGGCAUUGUGUAUUACACAUGUAUGUAACAGGAAAGCUGCUAGACAAGAGGCCAGGGCAGAUGUCUGCAGUUGCUUUCUGUAUCUUCUCUCUGAGAGAUGAUGGUGGGAUCAUAGUGAAAGUGAAAAGGAAAGCACUGAUACUGGUAGAAGUAGCUCCUCUGCACUUAAUGGGAACCUUCUGCUGCUCUCAUUUGAGAAUAAAACUCUGGUCUGUUAAGUUAGGUCCUUACUUCAUAAGCUUUUGUGGAAGUAAUGAAUCAAGUUGGAUAGAGGCAAUAAAGACACAUCUAAGGAUAGAAGUAUUUAAAUUCCCAGAGUGGCUUAUUGAAAUUAGUGUGAAAGAUAAUUUAAAGUGAUGAGCUGUGUUUUACACCGAGAUCAACCAGGAAUGGUUUGCACAGUCAGUUGUAUCUCAGCCUUGGGGACAGCACCCUCCAGCUGAGUGUGGGAAGAGUCUGUCUGACUCAUCUCCCUGCUCAGACAGGGGAAAGGGAUCUGCAGAGAACUGUAGACACCUACACGAGUCUGUGAAGAGCCCAAGUUUCUAAGUAUUUUAGGUGCCCCCAAGGUGAGGCAUCAGCAGAACUGACCUUGGAGGCUUUGUUCCAGACUUCCCCGCUUCCAGCAGCCCUUGGGCAGCUGUCGUUACGCUGAGUUAGUCCAAGGUCUGUGAGCCAAGCUGAGGCUUGGCUGAAACGUUGCUUUCUAACUACUGUUGGCAGAAGCCACAAGUAUCAUGGCUAACAAUGCCACAGGAUAGUGCGUGGCCUUUUAUUUUGUCCUUGCUCUGGGUAAAAGUGUCAGACUUGAUUUAAGCAAAAGUAGAAUUAUUCAGGAAUCCCAGAAUUCGCCAGAUAGGUCUUUUUGAUGGGAUGUGUGUAACUAAGUAUAUUUGGGAAAAGAGAUAGAUGAGCUCUAAGCAUACACAAAUGCAAGCUAGUGUAAUAGCCACAGCACCUGAGGAGAACUGCAACUGUAACAUAAAUCUUAAAAAAAAUAAUUGUGCUGCUCUUGAUCUUGUGAAAAUGUUAUAUAACACAUGCUCCUUGCUUUUGUGGAGAAAUCCUCUUGGUGUGUCAACUGUAGUAUCCAGAGGUCUCUUUUGUAAAUUCUGAUGUUCAUCACUGUGCAUCACUAACGUUCAUCUUCAUCUGCUUAGGGAAGAGGACUUUGUGGUGUUUUCAUGCAUUUUUGCCGAGCUGUUUUCUGAAGCUGUAAGGUGUAACCUGACAGGCACGGCCUUCAGAUAGAGCCCAUGAGAGAGGAGCGGCAUAGAGGGACUGUUAUUGCAUGAAUAAAACGGGAGAGGUCUCAUUAAGUUUUUCCCUAUGGAUAUCUCCCGUGCUGCUCCAGUGCCAUCUACUGACUGGUUCUUAGGCCAUUGCUCUUCACAGGAAUGGGCUUGUUUGCUUUGGUAAAACAAUAUUUCCUUUCUAAUGGACUUCUCUGAUGGACUGCGUUAUGCUCUGCCACAAUCCUUCUGAAUUUAAGAGAAUAUUUCAUUUCUUACAGGCAUUGUGACAGCAACUUUGAAGUUGCUAACAGAUCUGUGUUUGUAACUACUGAACAGUCCCCUUUGGACUGCUUUACCAGUCACAGAAAAGUUCUAUGAAAUUAUUCUACUAUGCUUGUGCACAUAAAGCAGAGAAUUAUUUAUUUAUUAAUCUUAAAGUAUAUGAAGACUCACAUUACUUAAAACAACACCAUCUGUGAGGAAAAGUCAAGUUCCAAGCUUGGAACUGGAAAACAGACUUACCAGUCUACCCCCAAGCAAGAGCUGUUAUCCACUGCUAAUUGUGCUUGAGCUAGGACAGCAAAUUGCUGAGCUUGUAUUUUAAAUUCCCACACAGUCAGGCAGAAACUGUGCAUGUGCUGCCAGACUCACUUCAGCAGUAGGACAAUGGCUGGACAUAAGGAUUUUCCAUAUGCAAAGUUCAAACAGGUUAACAAUAAAAGUUUUAGAGGCCAGACCUCAAAAGGGGUGAGAGUGAAUAGUCAAAUCACAGAGCUGUGCUGUAGUGUAGAUGUGGUGCAAACAGAGGCCUUUGGGGGCUGGAUUAUGGCUGGGGCCCUGGGUCUGGGAUUCCCAAGUCUGGGAUUCCUGAACAUCAUCUUCCCUUCCUUGUUUAUGCCGUCCAUAAUGAUAAGCCUAAUUACACAAGCUUUUUGCAGAUGAAGCAAAUUCCAUCCUUUGGAUUUUAUAAUCUGUUCAUUAGAGCCUCCUCUUGUUUGGUUCUUAAUCCUUAAAUGCACACAUCCAUGUUAAAAUAAAUACUUAAUACAGUGGGAAAGCUGUUUACAGUAAAUCUGUAAAGUAAAGCUGUAACAGUGGCUUUACCACUCUGUUCCUUAAACUCAUUCUCUUCCAGUUUUCUUUUAAUGGGCAUUUAAAAAGAUGAUUUGCACACAUCAUCAGUGAGAACGUAAAACAACAAGCCUUCAGAUGUUUGUAGUCAGAGCUGAACCUCUGACCAGCGUGGUUCUGAGUCAGCAAGGCUUAUACCAGGCCAGCUCCAGAAAAAGGAUGUAUAAGGCACCUAAACCCAAAACUUCAUACAAGCACUUUCCAGUGUGCUCUCUGGGAUCCACGAAUAGGACAGAAUGGUUUCUACCUCUACUGCAGGGGACAGAGCAGAUUAAACUCCUGUCAAAGAGCAGUCAUGGUUAUUUUUCUCUUGAAAUCAUGUCAGUUAAACUUUUCCCCCUCUGACUUCUAUUUUUGUUCAGGAUUCACAAAAAAUAAAUUGAAGUAUUUGCCCCUAGCCUAGGUUUAUGCCUUCCUUUGCCUGAGCAUCCCUCUAGGCUAUGGGCUGUGUGAGGUCAGAUAUUUCCUCCCCUCUGCAUACUCUGGCCUCACAGUGGGCUGGUGCACAGCAAGGACAAAGUUUGGGGCUGGAGAGAAAGCAAAUACUGUAAUCUGGGAGUAACAAAUUGUAGGUUUGACAAGGGGCUUGUCAAUUCUAAGAGACAAUAAGCAAAUCCCAGUUAUGACUGCUGUUGUUCCUCUGUGGUCAGUGUAAAACUUGACUCCAUUAACUUUAGUUCAGAACUUAGGAGAGGGAAUAGUGUCUUCCCUGAUUUUGAGUAAUCCCAUUUGUGUGAAUGCAGGAAGACUAUGAGCACCUGUUGCAUUGCAGUUCCCUGUGUUGGUUGUUAUUUGCGCUCCAGUUCUGUGACACUGCUUGGCCCUUCUAGGCUGCUGAUGUAGGGAAAAAUCUGACCCUUUCCUACAUAUAGUGGUUUCUAAUGACUGAGGAUGCUUACUGAUCUGUAAUGUGAUUAUUGCCAUGGGCAGAAAGAGGAAUCGGGGCAAAAGCAACAUUUCAGAGACUGGAGAUAGAAGGUUUUGUAACACCAUACAAUUUGCAGAAUACCUUUCCAUAGUGAGCUGAACUAUCAAAGAGGAGUUUGGGGCAUUUUCUUGAUAAAUGUAUACCUGUGCUACAGAACCUGUAUCAGGAACUUAAAUAUUUCCCUUUUCUGGUCCUU
Messenger RNA from Myiozetetes cayanensis, 8375 nucleotides. RefSeq names its product N-terminal glutamine amidase 1 (gene NTAQ1). Bases 86 to 811 code for a protein of 241 amino acids. The record is from RefSeq and is a predicted model, not a curated record. The transcript has 6 exons. Gene Ontology annotation, molecular function: protein-N-terminal glutamine amidohydrolase activity; protein-N-terminal asparagine amidohydrolase activity. Gene Ontology annotation, cellular component: nucleus; cytosol. Lineage: Eukaryota; Metazoa; Chordata; Aves; Passeriformes; Tyrannidae.